AAAUUUUCAAUUUUCAAUUUCCUAAUUUUCCAGCCCCCAAACUUCCAAAUUUCUAAAUUCUCUAAACUCUCAAAUCACACUACAAUUUUGUCACCCAAUCAACGACAGGUCACAGUGUAAAAAGAAGUGCGAAACCACCAUGGAUGUACACCAACGCUUACAACAAUGGAGGCAAAGAUUACGAACAAACGAAUUUCAACGAUCACAGGGGUCCUCCAGGUGGUUUUCCUCCAGGAUUAUCCGGAGGUGGUCCUCCAGGUUUAAGAGGCGGUGGCCCUCCAGGAAAAGGACAAGGAAAGCAUGGAGCUUGGAAUGGAAAAUCGAUCGACGAUGAAGGCACCGGGAAUUUCACUCAACGACUUGGAAAGAACGACCUGUAUUGUAGCGUUACUUCCGCUUCGACAAGUACCUACGUACGUGCGAGGUAAAACAGGACGAUCGAACGAACACUCUCGACAGAACAUCUUCAAACACGUAAUCAACGUCUGUUGUCGUCCCGGAAACAGGAAAAACGAGUUCCGUUGUGGAAACGGCGAAUGUUUGCCGAGUACCGUGAGGUGCGACAACAAAUUCGAUUGUCGCGAUUCAAGCGACGAGCUCGACUGCGCCCGAGAAUCGGGAAACGAAACAGGCUGCGCCCUUCCUGUACAACCUGAAGGUGGAAGCUACGAACUGGCUGUUUGCGGUAGACCUUGCUUCAAACGUUCGGGGGAUAAAGUUCCCAGAAACAGCAUCCUGACUUACACCUGCCGGCAGAAUUACGUUUUAAACGGCACCGCUGUUUCUGUAUGCGUUAACGACGUGUGGCACAAUCUGCCUGGGUGUCUCAGAACAUGUCCUCCGUUGAACAGCAACACGGUGAAUAUUUUAUGCACUUACCAAGGGAACGAAGUGUCUUGCAGCGAUCGAAUUAGACCGGGAACAGUGGCGACUUUGUCGUGCAAAUCGUCCUACAAAUUGCCCGUGACGAAUGACCCGGGCUAUCGCACAGUCACUUGUCUCGAAGACGGAUUAUGGGACCGUCGUCUCUUCCGUUGUCUUCCUGAGUGUGGGACACCAGUCUCAAAGGGUAAUACACUGAUCAUAAACGGGUUUGAGGCAAAGUUGGGGAUAUUUCCGUGGCAUGUUGGUAUUUAUGAUAGAAAGUCCGAGGAUGAAUUCGAGCAAAUCUGCGGAGGUACUCUUAUAAGUAACAAUCUAGUUGUGUCAGCUGCACACUGUUUCUACGACGAGGCGUACAAUAAACCGAGCGAUAAAUCGCAGUUCGCUGUAGCAGCUGGUAAGCGUUAUCGCGAUUGGGAUAUCGAUGAAAAUUAUUCGCAAAAAUCGAUGGUGGAUGAGAUCCUGUUACCGGAAAGGUAUAUCGGAGCGAGAGCGAAUUUCGCCCAAGAUAUAGCGGUGAUCAAAUUGAUCUCUCCCUUUGAAUUGACCGCUCUGGUACGACCGAUUUGCAUAGACUGGGAGAACGAGUACGAGCGGGUGCAGUUGCAAGUGGGUCAAAGUGGAAAGUCCGUUGGUUGGGGUAAGAUGAUCAACGAUUUACCCAGUGAGACCCUUCAAGAAGUGAUUAUGCCCUUUGUGCCUUAUGAUCAAUGUCUUUCGGAUGUGCCCAGUGAUUUCCGAGGUUAUAUCACGUCCGAUAAAUUUUGUGCUGGAUACUUGAAUGGUACCAGCAUGUGCGAGGGAGACAGUGGCGGUGGUUUGUGCUUCGAAAUACGUGGCAUCUGGUACCUACGCGGUGUCAUCAGUGUUAGUCCAGUCAAGAACGGUAAAUGUGAUUACCAUUCUUACACGGUCUUCACCUCGACCGACUAUUUCCGCGACUGGAUUCGUGCCGCUUACAUCAAUUCAUAAACAUCUGAAAGAACUUAAUGGCUGUUUUUACAAACUUGCGUGACAGUGAUUAAUGAUCAGUAUACAUUGUGGACGAAUGUUGUUACUCUUGUAGAGUAACGAGUUUGUACACUUCUUUCUGAUCAGGUUAAUUCAUGUCAAUUUGUAUAAUUAUUUGAUGGUUCUUAAAGAGAGAUGUUGCAAAUCGAAACUAUUUAAAAACUCAAAAGGUAUAGGAAACUGUGAUGUAUCUAUUAUGAAUAGAUCGAUGUUCAUUUAUAAUGUUAGGGUGAUCAAUCAGCAAUGUGAGGAAACAGAUUAUCAAUAAGAAAAUUUUAACAAAGUCUCGUAAACGAUGGCAACUUUUGUACGUUCCCAAUAAUCAGAAUCAAUUUUUAUGAAUUAUGAAGGGAAACAUUAAUCAGUAGCAAUUAUAUAACUAAUUUAAGUCGUCAAACAAAAUACUCUUCGGUACCUCGUUAACUAUAAGUUUACGUAACGAAUCGCGUUAAUCGCGUACACGAACACGUAACGUUAUCGGAUAAAAGGUAUUAAUCUCGAUUUCACACAAGUCGCAAUUCUAGCGCACGAAUCACACGACAGAAUAUUUCUAUAAUUCAUAAAAAAAAAGAAACUGGUUGAAGGUGGGGUUGAAAUGUCUUUUGUCUGCGAUAUCGGUUUUAUCUAACCGGGAAUCCAAAUUAAGGACGACUCGUUAUUUAUAUCAAAACUUUGAUAUUUACUGAGAAACCGUCAGAAAAUUUUUCUUGUUCAACGUCCUGUAUUUCCCCAAGGAAUUUCCAAAUGGCGGAGAUUAUCUGUGACGGUAUUUUGCGACGUGAUUCGUAAUGACUUCUGUUUCACGUUGUAUUUUUCUUUCAUAAAAUAUUCUAUGGAUUUUCAGAAAAAAUUCCAAGAUCAGUUGAUAUUAUAAUUUAACAAGAAAAUCGUUUGUAUAUUAAAGAAAAAUUAUUUAUGUUAAUUCUUGUUUGUUGAUGCAAGAUUAUUUUGCAUCAUUUAAUGCUGUUCUAUAAACACUUUGUAUCUAUUUAAAUACAAGUUGAUUAUGUAUCAUUCAAAAUGAUCUUGCAUCUGUUAAUUCUACAUCAUUCAUUUUUCAAGGAUAAACAGUGUUAUCUUAUUAUGACUAGGAUGAAUUCUGUGAAGUCAAGAUAAUAAAAAAAAAUUGAGUAACGAUAUUUUUGCAACUCGCAUUGAAUAAAAUAUAUGCGAGGAUAAAAAUUUCCUGCAAAUUCGAUGUAGGAAAUGAUUACCAGAUUCAUUAGCUGAUAAGCUAAUUGGCGGCAGUGUAACACGAUAACAACUAAUUAUUUAAUCAACACGUCCCCCGUUAACGGUGGAUGUUGAACAUCAGCGAAAUGCUCGAAUCGAACGGUGUACAGAACAUGUUACAGGUUUAUGGGAAUCUGUGUUUGCUUUACAUACUAUUCAUACAUUUAUGGCUGACGCGUGUUUGCCCAUUUGUGAACGGGCUUACGGUCGCGAAACUAAAGGCACGGCUAGGAUGUUUAAUAAAAAUUGAUACUCAAUAAUUAAAAUUUUCGAGCGCGGCGUGUGUGACGAUAUCGCGUUGGUAAAAACGAGUUAUCUAUUUUCGAAUGCGUACUCGCGUUCCCGGACGAGACUUUUUAUUUAAAUGAAAUCCCUCUGAAAUGAAGUGGAAUUGAACGUGUUCGUUGGAUCAAAAAUUGCUUCAAUUAAAAAGAAAACGUCAAUUAAUGCUCUGUUAGAAACGGGGCUAAAGCUGUAAACGUUUUGUACGAUUUUGUUUUUGAAAGGAA
Molecule: messenger RNA, 3635 nt
Organism: Megachile rotundata (alfalfa leafcutting bee)
Lineage: Eukaryota; Metazoa; Arthropoda; Insecta; Hymenoptera; Megachilidae
Product: modular serine protease-like
Biological process (GO): proteolysis
Cellular component (GO): membrane
Molecular function (GO): serine-type endopeptidase activity; protein binding; G protein-coupled receptor activity
Source: RefSeq, a predicted model, not a curated record